AUGCUUUUCACCACUCGCAGGCCAAGGCGGGAAGAAGGCGCCGAUCGCCGGUCUCCUUUGCCCGUUUCUGCUUCUUCGCCCUCGCCUCCGCGACCGAAGAAGAGGAAGAAGGAGAAAACAAGAAAACUCUUUCGUUCGCCGUCCGGACGUGGGCGUCGAAUCCGAAGCCCCACUGACUGGACGCGCGAAGGCGUCGAGAAAGCGAAGAACGAACGUGCUUUCUCUUCCUCCCCCUCCUCGCCUGCGCCGCAGUCGCCUGUUCUGAUUGACCUUUGUUCAGACGACGAGGGUGAAGAUGUGCGAAGGCCAGUUCGCAGUUUGACACCCACCAGAGGGGCGGAAAGGUCCGCUUCGUUUUCGUCUGCGUUCGGCUCGACAGACAAGACGAGUUGCGAAGCUGCGACGCCGUGCCGCGUCGAAACUCACUCAGAUGGAGAUGGUGAAGACUCCGCUGCAUUUCCGGCCUACGCUCUGUCAGCUGCGGAGCAGAGAGCCGUGAAUCGUGCAAGGAUCACUUCAAGACGAGCUGUGGGGACAGGCGCUGGUUCCCUGUCUUCCACGGUGACCUCUUUUCCCACCCUCUGUGCGUCUGGUCUUGAACCCGAAGAACGAUCAGCAUCUUCGUCGAUGCCUCACUUCCACCAGGCGCCAGGUGAGGGGUGCUCGUCUGCGUUCUUUGCUUGUGAGGCAACAUCCGCCAUCACGGAGGUCUUCCAGUCUUCGGAAGUUGCUGAAGAACGCUCGGAGGGUCACCCGAGGCCCAACUGGCUGAUGGUAGGGCGCAGCUUCGACGUUGCGCUUCUUCGCAGUAGCGGGGACUGCUCCUUGAGCUCUAGCGCUGCGGGGGCCAGCGGCCUGGGUCUGGAAAGCGGAGAAAAUGACGCCAAGGUGGUGGCGGAUCGCUCUGCGCUGCAUCGAGAGGACGAAGGGAAAGAACGAAGGAACGCGGAGGAGCAGAGUCUCUUAGAAAUGAAAUUGCUUCUGGGGAAUGAUGAAGAGACAGUAAAGAAGCGGUCACGAAGGCAACAGCGUGCGGACCUGAGCGCAUUUGAGGAUGCGGACUUCGACAGCAUCAUGCCGCCGCCUUCCUCCAUCUUCUCUGCAGAAGACUUCGAUAAGCUCGCUGACUUUUUGCACCCCACAAGGACCGCAGUGUACAGCGAGAAGGGGAAGAGGCCAGGAACGGAACGGGGGAAAGGAGCCUUUUUUGAGGAGCCCGAAGACGGAGAGGGGGUGGAACACCGUGGUGCACGUCAGGAGUCUCGACUGUCUGAGCUCGAGAAACGCGACAAAAAGAAGAAAGAAGGAACCGAGUUGUUGGCUGCUGGUUCCUUGGAGUACAGACAGAGGACGGGCAAACGAGGGAACGAGACUGAUGAAGAGGAGGAAGAGGGUCCCGUCCUCCGUUUAUUUUCCUUCACGCUCACUGACUACAGAGGCGAUGCGGAGUCUCGAAAGAAGACAGCGAAAGAGUGGAAAAAGAGAGGAAGCCAGCAGACUAUCGAGGGCGAGACCAAGCGACCGACAACUGCAGCUCGCGACGACGGCCUGCCGUUCUACGAGAGGAUCCCGUUUGUGGUCUGUCGCUCUUCGGUUUCUUCUUCGGCCGUCCUUUCUCAGCUCUCGCGAGCCAGUGGUCGCCCCAGCCUUCGGAAUUUCUUUUCUCUCUCGUGGUCGCCUGCAUCUCCCGCCAUUCUUCUCCCCACACUCCGGAGUGGAGGUUCGUCUGAGAGGCCACCUCCGCAUUCGCUGGGCGCUCUAGACUCUCAGUGGCGACGGCUGAGAAAACAACGCCCAGCGGCGAGAAAAGCCGAAACCGAAAUCGGAGAAGAUGGAGGCGCGGAAGAUGCAGAAGCCCCUGCGGAGAUGUACCACGUUGAUGUGACGUUCGAUGUGGAAGGAACGCCUUUCUCUGGGAGAGACGAAGAACGGCGCAAAGGCGAAAUUUCUCAAGUUCCGUCUUCGGCCUUCUCCGGUGGAGAGAUGGAAGCCGCUUUUCAGGUGCAGCAGCUCCGCCAGCGUCUGCACCUGCGGUGCCGCCGCAUGCGAGGCGAUGCACGGAACUGGAUUUCUCUGGUUCGCUGUGAACCCCUCUUCCUGUUCUUCACGAAAGCGCGAACUGCCUCCCUCUCUGUCGAAGCAGGCAAGCGGCAACUCGCCCUGCUCGGGCGAGCCCGCCAGGAGGCGCCCCACAGCUUGCAGCUUCUCUUUCUGUUUCUCUCCCUUUCGUCGCUAUAUGACCAACCUGCGCAUGCGCUCUUUAUCUGGCGCCGCGCUCUGUUGCAGCUUUCGGCCGCCAACGCGCAGAAGAAACCUCGGCCUUUCGACACUUCUCACGGGGACCUCGAGGGCCGGCGAGAAGCCACAUGCGAAUCCCACACCGCACAAGCCCAGGGCCUUUCGCCCCAGGAGGGGGAAUCGGAUUCUGCCUCGCCGGUGGAACAGCGGUCUCUAGUUUCGCCAGACUGGGCGUCAACGGACCGGUGGGAAGGACGACUCUGGGUAGAGCACUUUUUGUCAGCUGUGGGUAUUUUCGACCACUUUUCUUUCUCGGCGUCUCGAGCCCUCGCAGGCGACCUCGUCGACCUACUCGAGAGACGCGGCGCCGUCAGUGGAAACGUGGAGGCAGGAAUGCAAAGACAAACGGAAGCAGGAGCGAAGAGCAAAGCGGAGAUGCAGCGCAAUGUCUGCACGGAGCCCGGAACCGGAAACGCUCCAGCGCCCGACUGUCGCCUCCAGCUUCUCCUGGGGGGACUGGUGCCCUGUGAGCUUCGCGGCGGACAUCAGGCAUUUGCCGUUCGACUGCUCCAAGCCUUCCUCCACGUCGAAGUCUACGCGUCGCGCCUCGGGCCCGGGAGCCGCAUGGGCCUCCAGCAACUUGAACUCGCCUUCGCGUCUCCCCACAACCUCCACUUUGGCGAUCCGUGUUCGGGCUACCUGCUGCACUCGACGUUGCAGCUCGCGACCAUGAUGCGUGGCUCUCUGUCUCCUUUAGAGAAAGGCGCAGACGGCUCCGAGGGCUUGCGGCUCUGCGAGGCCGUGGACGAGUGGGUGAAGGACGAGCGCCGGAGCCUGUACGAGGCGUAUGCGCGCGCCUUUUCCUUUCUGGGGGAAGAGGCGCAGAGAAAAACAAUUCAGGCGAUUUCUCCUCGACGCCUGCGGCUUUCUGGGGGUUCGAGCUGCGGCGGAGAGGCGAGAGCAUCCGCCGAGGGCCUUCUCACCUUCUUCCUCAAGACGCAACGCAACCCAGAGACCGCGUCUCUGUUCGCCUGGUUUCUCGCCGCAGAAGAGGCGUCUGAGGCUCUCACGUGGUGGCCAGGAAAUGCAGGGACCCCUGACGAGGUGAAGGACCAAACAGAGGCUGUGCAGCUGCUCCCGGCUUCGGCAGAGCGAGCCACGCCGCAGAGCCCCUUGGCCAUCCCGCAGGCCCCAUGGACAUCGCAGGGGGCCGCGCGGGUCGCGUCCGAUAGCGAACUCCUCAGGCGCCUGUGUGUCCGCCGGGAGGAAGGGGAAGAAGCUGCCUGCCAGGCGACCGAGACCGCGGGGGAGGAGGGAUGCAAGAGGCAGAACGAUGAAGCGAGAAGAAAGAGAGAACGACGGUACCGACUUCUGUCGGCCUUGGACGCCUUAUCCUCCCCCUCCCUCCAUAGAUUCUGUUCCAACGAUCCGCGAGCCGUCCGAGCUCUAGAGGCGGCGGUAGAUGUGCGGCUUCUUCUCACCAUCCAUCUCCUUCAGGACCCAUCAAAGAUUGCGGCGCCUCCCGCCACGACAGAGUCUCCGACUGUCUCCUGGCCUGAGAUCCCAGGCGGUGCGCCGAGGCGAGAGGACGCGGACGAGCCUCAGAGCGGCGCAGACGUGCACCGCUUGGAGGCGGCCGCGAGUGUGGCUGGGGAUCUCAAGAAACAGGACAAGGCAAAGCGGAAAAGAAACAAAGAGGGAAACCCCGGCGCUCUGUUUGGGUCCUGGUGGCCGGAUAGCACGUUCAUGGAAGACGGGGAAGCCGCCACGCUCGCGGCGACGCUCACCGGCCUCUGGAGGGGUGUCGAGGCGCGACUGAGCGACACCGUGGCCCGGAUGCAUGCGAAGAAGAAGGAUCACGAGGGGAGAAGACGAAUGGAAGAAGAUCCAGCGAACGGCCGUGAAUGCGGACGGCAGAGUGGAGGAGACCCGGAAGACGGCGGAAGAACAAAAGCGUCAGAGGCAGGUGCCAGUGCAGGUGGUAGAGAAGACAGGGACGUUGACGCUUCUCAGCCUCAACACAGGCUGGACGAGAACACACCGAGAGAAGGCGAAGGCCAAACGCGCGCCCAGCUCGUCGGCCUUCUCGCUUCCCAGGCUCUUCUGUGUCUUCCCGGAGAUCCUCUGGUGGCUUACUGCGUCAUGGCAGCCUGUCGAAAUCCCAAGGUGACCAAGACAGUUCUGCGGCUCUUCCCCGCUUCGCCGGGCCUCUGGCUCGCCUACGCUUCCUCCCUGUUCCACGAAGCCUUUCAGCAAAGCUGUGGUCACCAGCAUCCCGUCUCGUCUUCCUCUGUUUCCUCUAACUUCUCUGUUUUGUCUCCGUCCUCGAUAUCUGCGAGUCGUCCUUUGGCUGAGGACUGCGCACGCUCUAGGCGGAACGGCGAGAAAGAAAAGCGGUGUCCGUUGUCAUCUGCACGGAACGUCAUGUUCACCUGCUGUUCCGCCUUCUCCCACCAUCUUCCGUUGGCGGCGUCUUGGGCGCACCUGGAGCUCGUUUCCCAGAAGGUGUCCGACGUUUCUGUCCCUUCGGCGUGUGGGGUGUCCCCGUUUGUCUCCACCCUCUCGCCUCAAGAAGCCCUGCUGCUACACGACGUUCUCCGCGCGCCGCUCGACCGAAGUCUGGCGGGGCUUUGCUGGCUCUUCCCGGCCCUGGCGUCUGUCUCCUCUUCCACCCUGCCCCGCUUGCUUCCGUGGGAAGGUGGGGGCCUCUCCGUCUGGGCUCUCGGCGUCGCGUGUUGCGCGGCUGAAGAGAACUUUGCGGAUUUGUCUCCUCUCCUCGCUGCAGGCGGCCCUGCUCGAGCGACGGACCGUCGGGCCGAGCCGGUUGAGGGAGACUGGAGACCCUUGGGAAGGGCGGGAGAGCGAGGCAUGCGGACGGAGAGGAGCUUCUUUGCUCGCAAGCGUCUCGCGGCUGCCAAGCGAAAACUGACUGAAAAACUGAACUCUCUCGCCACAGAUAGGACCGCCAUGAUUCUCACCAGUGAGGAGCAGGAGUUCCCUCUUUUUUCGUCCCCCUUCUACUCUUGUGUCUUUCUCCUUGCCAUCGUCUCGGCGGCGCUUUCUUGGGCUUCGCCCGCCCGCGCUGUUUGGCGGGUCCUGAGAGGUUCGGCGUUUCCGCGCAUGUUCUCUUUGCUCCCUCGCGCGGAGUCGCUCGAGGACCUUUGCGUCCUUGCCUCGGAGAAAGCGGGCAAAGAGGCGAAAGCCGAAGGCGGCCAAGCUCCUCAUCUUCCAUUUCUUGUUGCGGUUUCAGAAAGGAAUGUGACUGGCGCAUGCAGAGCCGCCGCGGCAGGGCCGCGCCUGUGUGGCGAAGAGGCGCGGUGUCUCGAGCUCUUCUUCACUUUUAUGUUGUCUCUCCUCGUGGCUCUGGGACAGCAGUGUUCGAGGAUCUCUACUUUCUGGACAAGAAACAGAGGAAGUUCAUGCCGCGAAGCGGAGUGCGCUGACCGUGAAGCUGCGAUAAAGGAGCUGGACGACGAGGAGGGUAUUCCACGAGAAGAAGAUGUUUUCGCACGCGUUUCGGAACUCGCUCUCGUAUUCUUUCCUCGAAAUCGACUUUUUCUCGCUCUGUAUAUUCAGCACUUUCGGCGACGACACAGCGACGCGUUCGACGUUCGCGAGCGCCUUCUUCACCUUCUUCGUUUCCCGUUCUUCGGAAUUGUCUCCUCUCCGUGGCCUCGCAUGCGCAGCGCGAUGAAGCAGCCAGAAGGGAGAACCUCGCAUGUGAGCAGCGACAGGUUAAAGGGGAGAAGAAGCUCGGGACCUCCGUCUGUUCGCGGGAACGCGUGCGCGCCGGAGGGAGCCCAAAAGGAAAGACAUGACGGUCAGGGAGACGAGGCGAGGCACAACGGGGGGCAGGACAAGCCCGGAGUGGAAAGAAGGCAGAGGAGAGUCCGAGUUGGGGGGGACGACUGGAGAGAGUCAGAGACAGGUCAGAAGGAAGGAGGCCACAAGGCGAAGACAGACUGCAUGCGCUGCGAGGGGGAUCAAGCGAGAAGGACAGAAGUGAAGCACGGAUUGCAGGGGCGCGCGGCAAGGGAGGGAGACGAGGAGACUGCUGACGACGACGAGCGCGAAAGUGGCGUCCCCGGUGAUGAGGCGGAAGACGAAGGCUGUGUCGAGUUGAAAAGUCCUUUUCGGUUGGAAAAAGGCGCACUCGAAACCACGGCGGAAGGUGCCUUCUCGAUGGCGAUGCUCGAGGCGUUCGCUGUCGCUGAAAUGCUGACAGGAGCCCCUUCCCUCAAAAUCCUCACCGCGGCCUUCGAGUUUGCUUUCCACGACGCGCAACUUUCGAUUGCCUACGGGGCAUGCCCCUCUCGCUUCUUCUCUCGCUGGUCUCCCACCUCGUCACUGGCGACGGAAGGAAUCUUCUUCUUGUACGCUCACGUCCUUCUCCUUUUCUUGCAUUCUUUGUCUGCCGGCGAAGCGCGCUUCGGAGGCCAGCGGGGCCCAACCAGCCAGGCCUGUGGACCCCCACGCGCCCGGAAGACACGAGGCACCGGGGGGCGGGAGGAGACAGGCCCGCAGCGGAAGCGCAGGAAGGCCCUCGAGCGAGAGCUCGACCGAGUUCUCCUCCGAGGCGUCACACAGUGCCCCUAUUCGAAGAGGUUGUGGCUCCUGCGUCUUCAUCGUCUGGAGGCUACGCGUUCUCGCCGCCGCGCCUCGGACCUGGUUGAUGUCUGCUCUUUCUUCUGUUGCUUCCCCUCUGGAAACUCAAACGAUCCAGAAGAAGCCAGCGCCGUGCUUCCUGUGACGUCUCCGUGCAUUUCUUCUUGCGGGGGUUGGGUAACAAGCGGGGGCUUGCCGACAAGGAAGGGAGGCGGGGCGGAACUCGAGAGCGAAGAGGCGCCUAGCAGAAGCGAAACUGGGGGAGAAAAACAGGCUCCAGCAAGGCGAACAGGAGACCGGGGCGAAGGGGAAGAGCGAAAAACGAAUAGCAGAGAACAUGAGCAGCAGGGUCUCUCUCUGCCUUCGGUCUCGCUCUCGUCAGACGACGAAGCGUUUCUUCAGUGUGUAGAAGAAAUGUGGGAGAAGGGAAUCGCUCUCAAUCUAGAUCCAUUAUUUGGAUUCAUAUGAGUCAGCAAGGUUACGACUUAUUAUAAAUAUAUAUAACUACACAGCCAUUUAUAGGUGAAAUCCGCUGAAAACCUGCAAAUACCUACGGCUUUCCAGAAACGUAUACGCGUAUGUGUUGUGGUCCAGAUGUUGGUACGUGUCUCUUUAUCUGCGUAGUUUGGUCAUGUACGCGUGGACAGGAAUCGUGUUUAGUGAAUCCGCCGCAGGGGUAUCAACUGGACAUACAGAGGAAACUUCAUGCAUGUAUUCACGGUCGUGGGAAAUGGUAUAUAUGUAUAUAUAACUUCUUCCAGAAGUGCGUAUGUACAUCUAUGCAUAUGCUUCAGAGAGGACGAACAAGCUAAGAACCAAGUAAGAACAGAGACGAAACUUAGUCAUGAGUUGCUGUUCACAAGGGAAAGUGAGGACUCCACCGGAGUAUUUAUGCAGACGAAUCCUCGCAUUUCUUUCGACUUUCAAAAGGAUUGUUCUUUUCGUAUUCGUCCUCACGACAGAUAUUGAUAGGUGUAUUUCUGAUGUAUAUCUGCAUUCUUCUGUAGUGGCAUAUAGACCUUGGAGAGCCGAACCUCGCUGGCAUGCCGCCUUUUCAGCAGAAAGGAGUCCCUACCA
Toxoplasma gondii ME49 is the source of this 7920-nucleotide messenger RNA. RefSeq lists its product as hypothetical. NCBI's taxonomy places the organism in Eukaryota, Apicomplexa, Conoidasida, Eucoccidiorida, Sarcocystidae. The transcript has 9 exons. The record is from RefSeq and is a predicted model, not a curated record. The coding region runs from base 1 to 7311 and encodes 2436 amino acids.